Molecule: messenger RNA, 4006 nt
Organism: Manis javanica (Malayan pangolin)
Lineage: Eukaryota; Metazoa; Chordata; Mammalia; Pholidota; Manidae
Source: RefSeq, a predicted model, not a curated record
AUGCGGCUUGUCACCCAUCGGGAACUAGAGGUGUGGCCUCCGCUGGCGAUCCCGAUCCUCAGCACCGCGGGCCGACGGGCGCGGGCACCACCCGGCGGGGCGCCCGCGGGCGGUAGGGAGUCGUCCACGGGGCGACGCGUGCGGACGCCGGCCCACCCAGACCCUCCAGCGGGGGCCCGAGCUCCCGUAAUUCUCUGGCGGUCGGAAGAGAAGCAGCAGGAACCCGGAGCGCCUUUCCGGAGAGUCCAGCACGCCCUGCGGAGGGGCAGCUCCGAACUCAGAGCCUCGGGACCAGCUGCGGCGGCGCGACGCCGCAUUUCCACUGACCUGAUUGCAACCCCCCAACCACUCGCCCCGGUAGGUGCGGGCGGAGGAGCCGCGGCGGGAAGAGCCCCGCCCGCCCCCCCGCCCGAGGCUGGCCCCUCGGCGACCCUCCCCCUCCAGCGCCCUAAAAGCCCGGGCACCCCCGCCGCGGGCCGAGGACCCCCUCCUGCGGGCCCUCCCCCCCACCUCGGGCCCCGGGCCCCCUCCUCACGGACCCAGCGCCCGGCCCCCGACCCCGCCCCUCUCCCCAGGCCCCGGCCCCGCCGCGCCGGCCCGGGGAAGCCCCGCCUGCGCCCCCGCGGCGCCCGAAACCGCGAGCGGAAGAGCGGCGGAGCCGCAGCGGCCGCCACUUCCUUCCCGUUCCGGGCCGGCGGCGCCCGGGAGCGCAGGAGAGAGGCCGGCGCUCCGAGCCCGGGAGGCCGCGCGCGCUCACCGCCGCCGGGGUCGGUCCCGCCCGCUCGGCCCCGGCUCCGCGGCGCCCGCAGCUCCCCGCAGCCCGGUCCACUUCCGGCUCCGCGGGCGGGGGCGGAGCCGCAUCCGGCCCGAGAGGCCCCGCCCCCGGCAGCUCGCCCCGCCCAGCGCCCGGGCGCGGCUCCCGCACCCCUUCCCGGCCCACCCGUCGUGACCUGCGCCCCCAGCUCGCGACCACGCGAGCCCCGCCCCGGGAGCGGGUCUGCCACUCGCGCCUGGCGGGCCAAUUUUGGGCAUCUCUGGUCAGCUUUUCCAACUACUAUUUGGGAAAACAUCUCUUUGGAACGUGAUGGAGAUUUGGCUAUUUAUUUCCUUAAAAGCAGUAUUUUGGGUGGAAAUUCCUGCAAGGUAGCCUCCUUUGGCCUCCAGGGAGUUGUGUCUAGAAUGCCAGGAAACUUACAGCCAGAGCAAAGGUCUUCAGGGACCGAGAUGUCCACUGGGUUUCCUCAUCUACGUGCUUGGUAUGCACAACAGGAUGACGGGAGCAUCUGGGGUCUCCCCGGACCCCAUUUCCACGUGUGGCAGGCUUGGGCUUCCUCCCCAGUGUGGUGGCCUCAGGGCAGGACAUUUCGUUCUACCUGAAGACAAGAACUGCCAAGUCUAAGCCGGGAAGUCAGUUGCCAACCGUGACUCAUUGUGAGUAAAGACGUGCAUGCUGUUGGCUUCUUCGGAAAGUGGUGGGCAAGACUUACGUAAAAUAUUCAGAAUGAGUCAAACACAAGGAGCUGCGGCAGGAGGGCGGCCACGCGGAAGGAGCCGGGAUGUAUCUGAUGGGUUGAUCGGCGCUGGUGCUCGUGUCCUGCCCGGGGACCACAUACAUGUAUUAUUCAUAGGAAACAGCAAGUGUGCCAAGUGAACAUGAGCAAGAUCCUCAGCACCGAUGCUGUGGCGCCGGUGUCCCCAAAGCUAGCGUCUCCCUCCCUCUGAUGCAGCGUCCGCAGCACUGUCACAGUGCAGCUCACAUUCCUGGCCAAACUCUGGAUGGACAGAAUGAAACAGCCACCCUUACCAGAAGGUGGCCUCCUGCUGUCUUAUGCUGCCUCCCCAGCACGUCCAAGUGCCUGGGUACAGAGCGGGUCCUCAACAGGUAGCCACUGAAACUGCUUUUCAAUAGUGCAGAUUCCCCACCCGCCCUUCUAGUUUCACUGAGGUGACACUCUGCACACCCAGGUUUGAAGAUUUGCUGUCCUAGCUGUCCAACCCAUUUGCAUGCAUGCCAAGGAGCGUUCUGAUUACUGUGAACUGUCCUCUGCUUUCCUCCUGGCCAGUCUCUGCUUCGUGUCACCAUGGAAGCAUCUGGAAUGCUCUUUUCCCAAGGCUGCCGGGGACUCCUUGCUCUCGACUCAGUGCCCUGUGACAAGGAGCCCACGUUUGUCAUAAAGUGAGUGGGUCUUGGAAGGGGGGCAGUUCUCCACCCCUAACAUCUCCAGGCCAGGGCGGCCUUCUCCACAAGACAAGUUGGAUGCUGUGGGGCAUUUAAUGGUGGACCUGCAAAGAUACAUCUGUGUCCAAGUCUCUGGCACGUGGGAACGCAACUUCACAUUGAAGAGGGGUCUUUGUAGAUAUAAUUAAGUGAUGGAUCCUGAGGAGAGAUCAUCCUGGCUUAGCCAGGUGGGCCAGUGAGAGGUGUUCUUAGAAGAGAAGAGGGCCGCGUGACAGACGCCGAGAUCAGAGAGAUGUGGCCGCCGCCAAUGGAGCCAGCGGCCACGAGAAGCUGACGGGGGCCAAGAAUGACCCUCCUGUCCCACCCGUUACUUGGUGUGGUCCAGGCCAGGGGCCACACAAGGUGCCAGCCUCAAACAGGACUGGAAAAUGCGCACGACUGAGCCAUGGGUAUAAAACAGCAGAAUCGCUGCCACUCAUUUGCCAUUAAGCUAAGGAUACGUAAGAGGAAUACAUCUUUGAGACACUCAGGAAUAUAGUUUAGGGAUUUGUUGGUAGUUAGAAUAGAAGCAAUAAUAGCUUCUGGACAGCCAUUUGUCUGUCUGCCAAAGAACACAGGGAGGAUGGACCUCUGCCCACAUCCAGGAAGCCCCCUGGGUGAGACAGGACUUAGCCAGCAAAAGGUAUAGAACAAAAGCAAAAACUCACAAUCACCUUAAAAAUGCAGGAUGUGACACGUGGAGAGAGACCGUAAGGCAGCAAUUGUGGGGCUGAAGUGGCCUGAACAGUUUCUAAUGGUGGGAAGAGUUGAGGUAGCCUAGUACGGGGCCACACCCGGGCUGCCCACCGGCUCCGGCCCCCCUGCUGCCGGCCGCCCCGAACGUCUACAGGAGACGAGCCCGAGGAACGUGACCAACGAGUAUUCUCAGGAGAGCAAGGCCACCGAAACAUCUGCUUUCUUUGCAUAUUUCUCAACUGACUUUUUAAAGGCAUAAAUGGAAUCACUGUUCCAAUCAAGUUUUAAUAACACACUUGCAACUUAAUGCAUCAAUGUGCCUUUGUUUCCAGAAGCUUCAGGACAUUCACGGCUUGCCUGUUGAGUAAAAUGGAAAGUCGGGUGAAAAAGCAAGCAAGCCCUACAUGCUGUGGCUCCCACGCUUAGGCGGACUGCGCCCCAAGGACGAGGACAGGCAGGAAGUGAGGCUGCCCUGACUGACACGGGAAGAGCGGCAAGCACAGGCUCUCAAGAACAGAAACCACCUCCUUCCUGACGGAAACAGCCUGCAGGACACACAGACCAGGGACAGAGCCGGGCCCACCCAGCACGGCCCCGGGUGGGCCGGCGUCCGCCACCGGGCUUGGGGCUCUCGUCCUGGGCCGCCCGUGAGCGGUCCCCGCACCCCCUUCCCAGGCACCCACGAGUGGCCGGCUUUCUGCCCCAGACUCAGUGUCCAGCCCUUCCAUUUGGAUGGGCCCCGCCAGAGCCAGUGCGUGGGUAGCCCUCGCCCCUACCGUGGUGGAGGUACAGGGCUCAGCACCUGGUUCCAGAGAGGCAGGCUCCCUGUCCCCGGGGCCAUGAAUCCGGAAGGACAGCCCUGGACAGCACCAUGUGAUCACACAGAGGAGCGGGAAGUGACGCCCACCGGGAGGUGGGAGGGGAGCUGAGAAACGGGGAAGAGAACACGUGGGCGCACACCCGUCGGCCCUCCCUGGGCCAAGAGGAGCCUGCACACCCCGCUUCUGUCUGAGACCUGCCUGGCUCCUUGCCUCUGGGGUCAGAGCCGAGGGCCCUGAGCGCCCAGUCCUCUCUGGAGGACAGCUUGACCCU